This is a messenger RNA of Chrysoperla carnea, 842 nucleotides long. RefSeq lists its product as uncharacterized. The transcript has 2 exons. The record is from RefSeq and is a predicted model, not a curated record. Bases 24 to 842 code for a protein of 272 amino acids. NCBI's taxonomy places the organism in Eukaryota, Metazoa, Arthropoda, Insecta, Neuroptera, Chrysopidae.
UAAAAUAAAGAAGACGGACAACCAUGCUUUAUUAUUGUUGCAUAGAAAUGAAAUUUAUUUCUAAUGAAAAUGGUACCAAUGAUCCAAUUUAUCAUUUUACUUUGCAAGAAGUUCAGAAUGAUGGUAUACCAGGUGCACUGAUUCGAGUAGAAGGAUGUCAAACGAAAACUUUACUAGAAGAAGCUCUGAAUUUGAGCAAAACAGUGAAAACAUCACAUCACGAAUUUCGAUCACCACCCACUCCAACAACAACAACAACAACAACAGACAACCAACAAUUAUCCAACCAAGCUCCCAUGUUUGCCGAAACUUAUUUGGGAAUGCUGAAACUACCGCAUUGCAUGAGAAUUUCGAGAACUCGUUAUAUGAAUCGUUACGCACGGCACGAGAACGAUGGAACUUUGACUUUGAAAAUGAACAACCGUUACCAGGUAAAUGGCAAUGGGAGAAGGUUACUAAUGAUGCAAGUAGCCCUACCAUUAUGUCAAAUAUCAGCAAUGUUUCAACGGAUACAUCAAUUGAACCUCCUCAAUGUAUACAAAACGAUCAUGAUAUACCUGAACAUCAUACAUCGAAUGAAUCGAUUGAAACAGAUUAUAUUGAAUUGCCCGAUAAUGAUGUAUUAUUACAAUCGUAAUUUAUCAACGAUAAAUUACAGGAGAAACCAAAAUUGUGAAGAAGAUGAAUUAAGAUAUCGUGGUGACUAUGAUCAACUUUUCAUUGAUAAUUCUAAAUUAUCGAUAAAGAAAUCUUCUAAUGAAUAUUAUGUGAAACGUGUUCGAGGUCAUACAGUCAAUCAUUUACAAAAUAGAAUGAUUUUUUCGUCUAAUAUAUUUUUAUAA